Messenger RNA from Culex pipiens pallens (northern house mosquito), 1548 nucleotides. RefSeq names its product transcription factor Sox-21-A. Lineage: Eukaryota; Metazoa; Arthropoda; Insecta; Diptera; Culicidae. Gene Ontology annotation, biological process: regulation of DNA-templated transcription; anatomical structure morphogenesis; cell differentiation. The transcript has 2 exons. Gene Ontology annotation, molecular function: RNA polymerase II cis-regulatory region sequence-specific DNA binding; DNA-binding transcription factor activity, RNA polymerase II-specific. The record is from RefSeq and is a predicted model, not a curated record. Bases 436 to 1224 code for a protein of 262 amino acids.
AUCAAAAUAUCAACACUGGAACAGAUUAUGACGGGACCAUUAUGUGUUUAGAACUCGACGUGAAAACAUCGUGUCUCGGUAUUUUUUUGGGGGGAAAAAGUGUGACUUUGUAAAAGUCGUUAAAUAUUUUUGAGGAUAUUUUAAAAAGUUGGUUUUGAAAAGCAAAAGUGAUUUUUCUUCUCGAAAAAAUGUCGUAAUCAACGGAGAGUGCAUCUUGCGAAAACAAAAAAAAAUGCAAAACUGAUAAGGAAGCAAAAAUUUGGCACAUUGUUUAGAUAAGUUUGUUGUUACUCCGAUAAGUGUGUUACAAUUGGAAGGGUGACACAGUUUUGUGACAAAAGUGACAUCAUUAUUUGGGUCAAAAUUGUUGGAGAUUGAGAAAAAAGCAACAAAUCAUCUUUAAAACAGUGAAAGUGACCCAAAAAACCCAUCAAAAUGGACAUGACCAUAGCGUCGAAGAACCUGCUGAACAACAACCUCCACAGCAACCAUUCGCUGAAUGGUAACGUCAACGGGAACAACAGUAGCGGAAAUGGUCCGGCCGGUGGAGAACACAUCAAGCGGCCGAUGAACGCGUUCAUGGUGUGGUCCCGUGGCCAACGGCGGAAGAUGGCCCAGGACAACCCAAAGAUGCACAACUCGGAAAUCUCGAAGAAUCUGGGCGCCCAGUGGAAGCUGCUGACCGAGGGCGAAAAGAGGCCGUUCAUCGACGAGGCGAAGCGGUUGAGAGCCCUCCACAUGAAGGAACACCCCGACUACAAGUACCGCCCGCGACGGAAGCCCAAAACCCUGGUCAAAUCCCCGGGCGGCCCAGGCAACGGCUCAUCCGGCCCCACUUCCAACUCCUCAUCCUCCCCCGCAUCGUCCUCCUCCUCCGCCGGUUCCGCCAAAGAUUCGCUCCACCACCACCUGCACCACCCGAACCGCUCCCAGUCCCCGCCCGGCAAGUCCUCCCCCUUCAAUCCCGCCUCCCCACUGACGAACCCGCUGGGCCUCCCGCCAGGAAUCUUCCCGCCGUACCACUUUGCCGCCUACGACCUGCACCAGAAGGCCUUCUGGAACCUGUACGGCCCUCAUCUGCUGUCCACGAUGGUGCCGGCGGCCGCCUACCAGGUUCCCUCGCCCCACCCGCUGGCCUUCAUCAAGCCCUCCAAGUCGUCCCCGCCCUCCCCGAUUGCCCCGCCCUCGCCGGGCAUCCCGUCGGCGGGCACAAACGUCAUCUGACCAACACCGCUGCGCUACAGUGCCGAGCAUAGCGUUUAGGACGAACGCCAACCUUUCCAAGUGCGCGGAUGUGUGUGUUUGCACCUCAACUGUUUAUCAUCUUGAACUUGUUUGCUAAAGGUGUGCGCACACAAGCUUGCAAAAGUUGCAUUGAAAAUCUUCGUUUUUUUUUGUUCCUUGUGUGAUAAGCAGGAAGGAACGCUGCUAACUGUGUAAAAAAAUGCAAAAAAAGAAGCAGCACAUAAAUCAAUCUUUAUCAGAUCAUAUCAGUACACAUUAAUGUAUGUAUGUGUGUGUAUGUGCGAAAGCACGUGGAACGAUUCA